CUGACCGGGUGCUGGAGGCACCGUGCACAGAAAGGCGCAGAGAGAGUCUGACCGGGUGCUGGAGGCACCGUGCACAGAAAGUCUGACCGGGUGCUGGAGGCACGUGCACAGAAAGGCGCACAGAGAGUCUGGCCGGGUGCUGGAGGCACCGUGCACAGAAAGGCGCAGAGAGAGUCUGACCGGGUGCUGGAGGCACCGUGCACAGAAAGGCGCAGAGAGAGUCUGACCGGGUGCUGGAGGCACCGUGCACAGAAAGGCGCAGAGAACAUUGGUGCUUCCCGGACUCCCGCGAUCCGCUGCUGUGGUCGGGGAGUCCAUAGAGGUCUCCCCCGGACUGUGCUACACUCUAUGGAUUAUAGUGGGCUUCUGUGAUCCCACCUGGGGCAGAGAUGGAGACUGAGGAGGAGUGGAAGCUUACCGUCUGGCUCUGUGAAGAGGAGAAGCUGGUCUCUGGACUCACCAGGCGCACAACCUGCUCAGAUGUGGUCAAGGUCCUGCUGGAGGACCAUAAUCAGAGGCAGUCUGCUGAGGGCUCCAUGAUGCUGGGACCACCCCAGGCUUACUGCAUCGUGGAGAAGUGGAGGGGCUUUGAGAGGAUCCUUCCAAACAAGACCAAGAUAUUGAGACUUUGGACAGCUUGGGGUGAGGAGCAGGAGAAUGUGAGGUUUGUGCUGGUCAGGAAUGAGGCUUCUCUGCCCAAUAUCGGACCCAGAAGUGCUGAAGCUAAAGUGGUUCUUAGCAGGGAAAGCCCAUGCACCUUCAAGGGGGCCACCAAAGCCACCAUGGUCCUCACCCAAGAGAAACAACGCAGGGUGGUGAGGAAGGCUUUCAGAAAGCUGGCCAAGAUGAACAAGAGGAGGCAGGAGAAUUUGUCCAGAGAGUCCACUGCAGUGGAGAAGAUGGAAACCCUGGUCCAUCUAGUUCUGUCCCAGGAUCACACCAUCAGACAGCAGGUGCAGAGGAUUAAGGAUCUGGACAAGGACAUAGAGAGGUAUGAGGCGAAAAUUCACUUUGACAGGAUGAAAAGACAUGGUGUUAAUUAUGUCCAAGACACCUAUCUGGUUGGAGUGGUUCCUGAUAAGAGUUGUGACACUAACGCAGAAGACAAAUCUUCUGAAGAUGAACUAUUAGUAGACUUUGAGGACUAUGCUCGGAAAUGUGAGGGGAUCUUAUUGCUGCAAGACCAAAUAACCCAACAGGAGGCUCUGAUUGAGCAAAUUACUGGCCAGAUCCAAGAGGAACUUAAUAAAAGGUGGAUGGAUAGGCGUCAGGAGGAGCUGUCCUCAAAGGACCAAGACCCUGCCUCAACUAUUGUAGAUGAGGGGGAAUGUGAAAACGAAUUGCUCCUUGAGCAAGAAAGGGUUAAAACUGAGCUCAGUGCCAGUCUCUAUAUAGGACUGAGGUUGAACACAGACCUGGAGGCUAUCAAGGCGGGUAUGGAUUACUCCCAACAAGUAUGGAAUGAAAAGGAGCAAGAAUUGCAGAGUCUCUUGGACAACCUUGGUGCCUUAGAACUGUCUGAGGAGCAGGACACUUGUGAGGAGCUCAGGCCUGGCUGCUCACAGGUUGUAGAGAGGACAUGUACUGAGGGCUCAGGGGUUUGGGUUGAAAAGGAUGUGGGCGGCUGCAGCAACUGUGAAGGGAAUGAUGAGGAUUCGGACACAGGCUUAAGCUCCAUGCACAGUCAGGACUCUGACUCCACACCGGUCUGUGAGUCCUUGGUAUAGCUGACCAGAUGUCCCUGCUCUUUAUCUACAGAUCGUUAUCACUAAGUGAACCUUCCAAUAUUUAUCCCUUUUCUAUUUGCACAUCAGAGGCCACCACAUCCUAUAGGCCCUGGCACUCUCUCCUCUUGGAUUGUAUUAGGUUUAUUGUAAAGGGUCGGACAUUAUCUUUGUUGCACAAGCCUCGUGAAAUACAGGACUGGCCCCGACAGGCCUAGAAGAAGAAAAAAAAACAUAGUAUUCUCUGUAAAAUUAUUUUUUUAAAUAAAUAUUUGCAAA
Messenger RNA from Bufo bufo (common toad), 2003 nucleotides. RefSeq names its product Ras association domain family member 10 (gene RASSF10). NCBI's taxonomy places the organism in Eukaryota, Metazoa, Chordata, Amphibia, Anura, Bufonidae. The coding region runs from base 390 to 1727 and encodes 445 amino acids. The record is from RefSeq and is a predicted model, not a curated record. Gene Ontology annotation, biological process: signal transduction. The transcript has a single exon.